Armigeres subalbatus is the source of this 4960-nucleotide messenger RNA. RefSeq names its product probable RNA helicase armi (gene armi). NCBI's taxonomy places the organism in Eukaryota, Metazoa, Arthropoda, Insecta, Diptera, Culicidae. The transcript is spliced from 7 exons. Gene Ontology annotation, cellular component: cytosol; P granule. The record is from RefSeq and is a predicted model, not a curated record. Gene Ontology annotation, biological process: regulatory ncRNA-mediated post-transcriptional gene silencing. Gene Ontology annotation, molecular function: ATP hydrolysis activity; helicase activity. Bases 1332 to 4871 code for a protein of 1179 amino acids.
GCUCGUUUGUCAAAACCAUAAAAAGCUUUUCACACCACCUAUCACAAGCACUGCAUAUGUUUUUAAGGUUUUUCAUCGGUAACAGAAAAAAAAUCGGGCCGUGGAGGUUUACGUAUGCAAUUUGAAGUGGUUUUUAUGCUAAUAAAACGCAAGAUUAUUGUUUAACGAUAUAAUUUGCGUAAUAAAUUAUGUCCAAUAGUGAGUUGACACCGAAGGAUUCGCUGGAUUCAUUCGGAUGAUUCCUGGUGAGCUGGAUCAUCGACAUCUAUGGAUGAUUCUGAUUUACGUCGCGUUCCAGUAGGGUAAGAUAAUGUACAGGUAAUUCAACGGUAAGAAUGUUUAGAUUAAUAAUAAUUCACAUUUUGAUGCGCAGAUAUUAGGAUUAGAGGGUAUUCAACGUAUAAAAAUGAUCAUGAGUUGAUGAUAAAUGAAUAAAAUAGCUAGUAGAUAUCCAAUAAUACAACGACAAAGGGGCAAACAUUGAUUAGGCAUAAGCAUUAUGGUAUUUGUAUCAUUCCAAAAUUACAGUUGAGAGACGCCGUCGUUUCAAUAUCAACGAUAAAAUCAAGGAGCUAGGUACGCUUCUGCCACGCAAUAUCGAAGGUUCCAGCAGUGACAUCAGCGGUAAAGAUGGCAGAGUUAACAAGGGAACCAUCCUCAAAGGUACGGUUGAUUAUGUCAAAGAAUUGAAGCAGGAGGUUAGCGCUUUGCGCCGAAAUGGCGAUCUGCUGGUUGCGAUCAAGAACGAAAACAUCAUUCUGCAACAUAAACUAGCGGUAAUGUAUAGGGUUUUGGUAAGCCUAAUGGCAUUAUUUAGCUAUAAGUAUUGAAAACGAACCUCAGAAAAAUAUGAAUGUUUUGGGCAAUAUUUCUUAGUUUUCAGCAAAUAAUUUUUGUUUUACAGCUGUUCAGACGCGUAAGUAUUCACAAACAUCUAUGAUUUAACAAGAUUGAAUUUUUAAAUUUGUUGUUUUUGAAUUGACAGUGUUCGCUUGGAGGGAGGAUUCCAUCCUGACUAUAGCCGAAGGUCGACGCACAGCAGGCACCCACGAAACAGGGUAUCGUACGGGUAAAAUUCUAUCUGUACGUUGAGAUGUGCGAAAACAAUUUGCAGCUUGAAAAUCACGUUAAAAGGCUGCAGAACCUACGUAAAGAGCUGACUCACAUCAAGGAUACCGAUUGGCAGUACGAGUCGAUGGAUAAAUUUUUCGGGCAAAACUAGUGUGGGUUGAACUAUUGUAAUUAUUAUUGGUGACAGAAAAUAGGCUAAAAGAAAAAAAAAACAGUUGAACAUAUCUGAACCGGAAUUCUGAAGUGGCGAACUCGCAAAAAUGUUGCGUUUAAUGGGAAAAGUUAUGAUGGACCUGGUUUCCACCAUUGGAGGCCAGAAAGAAUCUGAAGCGGAUAAAAUAAAACGGUUGGAGGCAUUGAUAGAGGAUAAGGACGAAAAGGAAGACGCAAAUGAAAAACUGCAGUUAGAGGAGGAGAACAAAAAAGAAGUACAUGCAACAAAUUGUUUUGCACAAACGGGUUUUGUAACAAGCAUAGAGGCCAAUUAUAUUGUCAUCGAUACGACGCUAAACGUGGAUAAGAAGGUACUGCAGGCAUGUCCUUUUCAACACCAGCUGGAAGUGGGGUUAAAAGUAUCGUACUUGGCGUAUAAAGCCCCGGAGAGUGAAUCUAUCAAAGUCAUCAAAUUGGAAGCAUUGCUGAGUGAAGUUUGGGGUGAACAGGACCAGCAAAAACAAACACAGGAAGAAGAGAACGAACAAUUGGUACACGAAAUCAAACCAACUUAUUUCAACUACAACCAGCGCAGUGAACAGGGAACAGUAAUCGCUAAACGUCGUGGUCUGUUGACCGUCGAAACUGACCAGGAUGAACAUUCGAUCGAAAUGGACAACCUCAAGCUAUCAUUUGUUCCGGAAGUCGGUGACUACGUUGUACUGGAUUGCCUUGUCCAGAUUGAUGAAACCUAUUUCGAUACUCGUGGUAAUAUUCUGGAGGUACGAGGGAUAGCCCCUACCCGAGUAGUGCAAGGGAGUGGAUUCGUAACCAAAGCUGACGCAGAGGGUGGUGAAAUACGUAGCGAUGAUGGAGUUUAUCACUAUCUUUCGGACGUAUGCGAAGCUGGUCAAGCUCCCAACCAUGGCGAUAAAGUUGUCUUCGAAGCCGUGGAAAACAGCCAGUUGAACUUCCGUUGCACUAAACUGGUGAUCGAAACGGCAGCUCCACGUACGGUUGAGAAUAACAAAGAAGAAGUGAAAUCCAAAUAUGAUGAUGACUUUUUCCUGAACAAAAGAGGAAUAGAAAUUACCGAUGACCUGGAAAUAAAGUUCGAUAACCUGAACGAACAGAAGCAGAUGGAUGUGACUAUUCGAAACGGGGGUGAUCGUCAGCACAAGAUCAUGCGUGCAAUGUUCAUGUCCAAUAAGCAAACCUCUCAAAUGCGUUUAAUACAGCCGAGAAUUAACGAUAUGACUGUUUUGAAACCUGGCGAUUCGGUCAAGUAUAUGUUUGAGGUUACUGCCAAAAACUAUGGUCUAAGUAAAGAAGUUUUCAUGUGGUCGUUUGCUGGGGGUUUCAAAAUUGCGCGGUACGUAACGGUAAUAGUUGGAGAUGCGGAUGUUAUCAACGUUCCAGUUAAAAACGAAGGAACGACUAAAGCUCGUACCGCCGCUGGUUCACACAAAUUGGCUGCUUGGAAUGUUUAUAAACGAGGAGGUGAAAUUACCCCCGGGCAGAAAAUAAGCAAACGAGCCAACUUCAUCGAUAUCAAAAUAGGUGGGUACCAAGUUCCGGAUGAGCUUAAGCAGAUCCUUCUGAACCCAUCUAUGAGUCGGAAUCAAAUCGAUGAGGAGCUGGAGCGUUCUCAGCGUUGCCUGCAGCAUCCGUUGUGUCCAGAAAACUAUAAAGCCAUAUUCAAAACAUUCCUUUGGAUGGAAGAUGUUCAGUGUGAGAUUUCCAUUGCUCGUUUCAAUGUCGAUCGAGGCCAUUUCACUCGAGAGGAUGGGUAUUUAGCUCUGCGCAUUGAAAAUGUUGCAGAGAGUAGGCCGUCGUUAAUUCCUGGUGAUAAAUUAGUUGCCACUACACCAUGGGCAAACAACAACCAUGGAUUAGCAAACGGAGCGUUUAUUCAUAAAAUAUUGAAGCACAAAAUUCUGGUUAAGUUUAGUGAACACUUUCACGAAAAGUAUAACGGAGAAGAUCAUAAGAUAACGUUCCAACCCACAAGAGGUGCAUUCCAAAAGCAGCAUCAUGCAAUAAACUGUGUAACAAGUGCGAUGGGCAUCGACUAUAUGUUUCCCACUAAAACGAACAUUCGAGAACCGUGGAUUGAUCUGAAAAUCAAUGAAGAUGGUAACUUAGCUACCAAUGAUUUUGAUAAUGAAUUUAAUUGGCACAAUCCCAUGUUGAAUCCUAUUCAAAAAGAAGCAAUUAAGAACAUUCUUCGCUCCGAAGCAAGGCCGCUCCCCUACAUUAUCUUUGGUCCUCCGGGCACUGGAAAAACCAUGACUAUGAUUGAACUGAUUCACCAAAUUGUGAAGAUAUCCGCCGAUAGUAGAAUCAUGGUAGCAACUCCUUCUAAUAGUUCCGCCAAUCUAAUAACGGAGAGAAUAAUAAAUGCCAACGUAUUACGCCCGGGUGAAUUCAUUCGUAUAGUUGGACUGAAUUAUGUAGAACAAGAGUUAGUGCCGGAACAUCUGGCACCAUACUGUGGUACGGUUGAUAUCGCUUCCGAAAGAACUGUUAAAGAUGAAGUCAUUAUAACCGAGUCAGGUUUGAAGCACAAGCUUCAAUUGAAACAUCUUGGACGGCACAGAAUCACAAUAGGAACGUGCGUAACACUCGGCACGUUGAUGCAAAUUCGCUUCCCCAGGAAUCAUUUCACACAUGUCCUCAUCGACGAAGCGGGACAAUGUCUAGAAACCGAGACACUCAUACCAAUGACAUUCAUAAACCAAAACUGCGGAACUGUUGUGCUGGCGGGUGAUCCAAUGCAGCUUGGUCCAGUGGUGAUGAGUAGUCACGCAUCUGAUCGCGGUUUCGGCACUUCUCUGUUAGUUCGUUUAAUGGAUACGCCUUUAUAUAGGACCGAUAAAACUCGCUUUCCUAAGACUGGUGGGUACAACCCUCGAUUGGUGACAAAACUACGUUACAACUACCGUUCAGUUCCAAGCAUACUCGAUAUCUAUAGUGACCUCUUUUAUGAAUCUGCUUUGAUAGCUCGAAUUCCCGCAGAAGGAAGCAAAGAAGCCAAUUUUCUUGACUUAGUUUACGAUAUCCUGCCUAUAAAGACAAUUCAACAGCCAAAAUGUGGCUUUGUUUUUUGGGGUGUCAACGGCGUUAACAAACAAACCCCGGAGAGUCCAUCGUGGUUUAAUCCAGCAGAAGCGAAAAGCGUUUUCAACAUGUUACUUAAGCUUUAUAAGAAAGGUGUUCGGCCGGAAGAUAUCGGAGUUAUCACUCCGUACCAACAACAAGCCAAAACCAUUCGAAGAAUUCUCGAAGAAAGCAAUCUUCAGAAACCGAAAAUUGGAAGCGUCGAGGAAUUUCAGGGUCAGGAACGUAUGGUCAUUCUCAUUUCUACGGUUCGUACGUCCAAGUCUCAGCUACUGAGUGACCAGCAGCACGCCCUUGGGUUCGUGGCCAGUCCAAAGCGCUUGAAUGUGGCUAUCUCACGUGCGCGAGCAUUGCUGAUCAUUUUCGGCAGCCCACAAUUAUUGUCAGCGGAUAAACAGUGGCUCAAGCUGCUCUAUAGGGCCAUCAACAACGAUACCUACUGUGGAUGUGAUCUUCCCGAUCAUUUAGCGCCUCACGCGAUUGCCAACCGGGCGAUAAACGAUGGCAAUCAUUUGGAUGAACAUUGAAGCGUUUAGGAUAAAAUAUCGAGGUAUUUCCUUUUUUAUAUUCAAGCGAUAUGAUAAAUUAAAAUACAAUAAAAAUCUACUAAAUGUAA